UAACAAAAUCCAACAUAACGUGGGAUUUCAACUACACAGCCAGUCGAAAGCUGCUUGAACUAUGUCACAGGAAAACAGUACACUCCAACUCUGCCCAGGCCCUAACACAAAACCAAAUACAAGACAAUCAAAUCAUACAAACCCACGCUGAGUACAAUUUAAGUAUAUCCCAGGGCAAAAACAUGGACCAUCAAUUCAUCAUCAUCAGUCUUAAACCCCGUAACUUCAUACACCGUAUACCGUAAAAGCCUGAAACGUUCCCCUUCAGUAAUUAUCAGCGGGCAUUUCCACCGGUUCAGGCCUACGAGCUGUAUUCUCUAACUCCGAUAUCCCAGCCAUCACCCGGCCACUCUUGUCUAUUGGCGGUUCAUACCCCAGAAUAGAGAUCUCUAUUGCUUCAAGUUUCUUUCGCCGAAGACGUCGAGCAAUCAAGAUCCCUGCAAGAACCCCAACCGUGACGGCUAGGGAAAUGCCCAGGCCCUAGGGCAACUUUUGCGCCGGUGCUAAGGCAGUCUGGUCCUGCGCGCGAAGCAUCUGCCUUGGUGUGAAGUGCCUGGAAUACCCGUGGGGGUCGCUGUAUGAGCUGGAGCAGCCGAGCUGGACGUAAAAGGACCACUGAGUUUGAACUAGCGGGUGCUGGCCGUGGACACAAGCUUCACACCGGGGUAGAUGUUCAGGUAGAAGACGUUGGACUCGGCUAGGUUCUUUUUAGUUGAGAUUAUCCAGAGGAAGUAUGAGAGACCGGAGACAUUUUCUACGGGUGUGGUUAGAAGGUUGAUGCAUGCCUUUUCUUUCUAUUUUUCUCUCUCUUUUAUGUACUGUACAUGUGACAUAAGUCAGGUAAUAAUGAUAUGGCUACUUACUGAGUAUAAAUUCAGCCUCCUCCCUCGUCGGUCUUCUUUGGUGAAUAGCGAUAGAGAUGAAGUCAGUUAGUGUACCCUUCCAUAUGAUGUUCAACUAUUGUCUCGGUUCGUACCAAGAGUUGUAUUCGUAGGCGUUGUUUCUUCCCGGUGACGGUGGGACAAGAAAGUAGAACUGGGACUUGACAGGCAGUGCAAGAAGGAGCAGGAAUAGUGCGCUUGAUCGCCAGAGAGACUGGAGGCCCAUGGCCGUCACGCUAGUUAGGUUGAACCUGAAUUAGGGUUUCUGGCUGAGGUGAGACACGAGGCACCAUGUAUAGACAAUGGCGUUGAAUAAAAUCCGCAGCACGGAAGAUUUGAAGCAUGAUAUUUGUUACGUUCAUGUUGGCAGACAGGAUGAGUCUUCAGAGUAAAAGAAGUGAAGGAUAACCCUAAGUUGAACAAAGAAUGACAGACAGAACAUCAGGACACAACAACGAUCCACCAACGAUAUUCUAGCAAAAUAAGAGGUCAAAUACCGGCGACGAUCGAUUUUCAGUGAAUAAGAAAAGAAUGGAGCCGUGGACUGUCUAACGUCUUGGCAGG
This is a messenger RNA of Aspergillus alliaceus, 1445 nucleotides long. RefSeq lists its product as uncharacterized. Lineage: Eukaryota; Fungi; Ascomycota; Eurotiomycetes; Eurotiales; Aspergillaceae. The transcript has a single exon. The coding region runs from base 778 to 933 and encodes 51 amino acids. The record is from RefSeq and is a predicted model, not a curated record.